Messenger RNA from Galleria mellonella (greater wax moth), 3918 nucleotides. RefSeq lists its product as uncharacterized. The record is from RefSeq and is a predicted model, not a curated record. The transcript is spliced from 2 exons. Bases 160 to 2136 code for a protein of 658 amino acids. NCBI's taxonomy places the organism in Eukaryota, Metazoa, Arthropoda, Insecta, Lepidoptera, Pyralidae.
UAUCGAUAUGCACCUGUAGAUAUUGUUACUACAUUCUAUUUAUUAAAUACUCACUUAGUCAUUAAUAUCAGUACUAUUCUGCUAUAUAUGAAGGAAGGUAGUAUCGUAGUUAACAUCGUAUAUUAAACAUCCUCAUAUACUAAAUCAGGAUCUUUAAGUAUGGUUCGAGACAGAAUCACAAUAAUUGCAAGCAAUAAUACGAUAGCAAAAACACGUUUCAGAUAUUUAUUACUUAUAUCCAUUCUCUGUAGUGGAAGCUUCUUCAUUCUUCUAAUGAAUUGUAAUAAAAACUUAUAUUUCAAUAAUGAAAUAUACUUAAAAGAUAAAGAACAAUUGGAUUACAAAAGACAUUUCACAAUUGAAACUGACGGCUGCGUUAUUCCUGGAAUGAAUGCAUACGAUGAGAGUAUCAAACAGUUUGUAGAGUAUCCUAAAACAUUAAAAAAAUGUAAAGAACACAACAUUUCUCUUAUAGAAAAUAAUCAAACGCAUAUCUGGAUAAAUAAAAACAUUAUGUCGGAAUAUAAUUACAGUCUUGAGGACGUCAAGUUAAUAUGUUGUUAUAGAGCAUUUUAUCGCCCGAACUUUGUAGAAGACGUCCAAUCAUCUCGAGUUGAUGACAGAAUAGAAUAUCAGGACUGUAUUAAUUUUUCUGAAGAAAUUGAAGUAAACGACGAAUUCGUAAGAGUCAAUUGUAGUCUUGGAGAACAAUUAAUUUAUGAUGACUUUUUUUUAUUUGCUCUUAAGAAAAAAAUUUUAAUUCAUGAUGAUAAAAAAGAAAUAUCAAGUAACAAAAUGACAUACAACAUUUUAAUAUUAGGAAUAGAUGCUGUUUCAAGGUUAAAUUUUUAUAGGACAAUGCCAAAAACAUUGGCCUAUUUAAAAACUAAAGGAGCAAUAGAUUUAGCUGGAUAUAAUAAAGUGGGCGAUAAUACAUUUCCGAACCUAAUUCCAAUGUUAUUAGGUUUGACACCUGAAGAACUAACAAAAACAUGUAUUCCAUACAAAAAAGCGACAUUUGACAAUUGCCCAUUUAUUUGGGAAUGGUAUAAGCAAGCUGGAUUUUACACAGCUUUUGGAGAAGACAGCUCGAGUUUAGGCACAUUUAACUACUUAAAGGUAGGAUUUAUAAAUACACCCACGGACUAUUAUAUACAUACAUUUAUAAAUGAAGCUGAAAAAAAAGCUGGCAAUAAUCACGACUUCAAUUCGUAUUUAUGUUUAAAUAACAAAUAUUUUUAUAAUGUACUUUUAAAUUAUAUUGAAAAUUUAACAAUUACUUUAAAAUCCUCGAGAUUAUUUGGCUUUUUUUGGGAAAUUACAAUGAGUCACGAUUAUUUGAACUAUCCGAUGAUAAUGGAUAAUGAUUACGUAGAAUUUUUUGAAAAACUCGAUAAAUCGGACUACUUAAAAGAUACCAUUUUAUUCCUAGUUAGUGAUCAUGGCAUACGAUGGGGCGGUAUAAGAUCAACAAAACAAGGACAUUUAGAAGAAAGAUUACCCUUUGUGUUCAUAUUAGUUCCACCAUCAUUUCGUGAAACGUAUACUGAAGCAUACAAUAAUAUUAUACUAAAUAGUAAACGACUUGCUACACCAUUUGAUAUACAUGCGACAUUAUUGGAUUUGAUGGACUUAGACAAUAUACAAAAUGAAAAAUUAAACUCUAGAAAGAAAACAUUUUAUGAACAAGAUAGAGGUAUUAGCCUAUUUAUGCCAAUACCUAGUAAUAGGACAUGUAAAAUGGCUGGUAUUACAGACCACUGGUGCACCUGUCAUCGAGACAAUAAUAUAGCAAAUAACAGUUCUGAAGCAGUGGAAGCAUCUACGCACCUAUUGAUAUACCUAAAUAAAAUGUUGUCAGAAUAUGAAAAAUGUGCUAAACUCAAACUUGUGGCAAUAGCAGAGGCAGCAGAAAUUAUUGCAAGUAAGUCUGAAGAUGAUAAGAUAGAGUCGCGAGAAAUCAUGACAAUAAUACGUACUGAGCCAGGUAAUGGAAUUUUUGAAGGUACUCUGCGUUAUGGUAAUGGAGAGUGGACAAUGACAGGCAGCGUAAGUCGUUUAAAUUUAUACGGUAAUCAAAGCUAUUGUGUGGAUGACAAUGUUAUUAAACUAUACUGUUAUUGUUUAAGUAACUAAAGAGACGUAAAAAGGUACUUAAGUUUACUAGUCAUGGUUAUUAAAACAUAGUUUUAAUUUCAGUGCUAAGUUUGUUACUAUCAUAGUUAUAAAAUAAAAUCAUUAUGUUAAAAAAAUAUGCUUGUAAUGGGAGCGAUUCUCAAUUGUCAUAUUUUUAAUUUUUCUUAACUGGUUAGCUAAGCUAGUAACAGUCUAAGAUCCCACCGCUGAAUUCUGAACUCUGUAUUAAACUUCUUAACGGAACUUCAUUUAAGAGCAUUCAUAACUAGCUUACCGAAGUGUGGUAACGUCGCAAUUAUCGGCCAGUUUUAAUUUUUUUUUUUUUACAACUUAGAAUGGCCAACAAGCUGACGGCCCACCUGAUGGAAAGUGGUAACCGUCGCCUAUAGACAUGAGCGGUACCGGUAUUUAUGAUAAUUAAUUAAAGAAUUCUAUGCUAGCGAACUAAAACAUUAAUCAUAAAAUCGAUAUAUUGUAUAUAAAUCUAUAACCAACCAUUAAAACCUUUCCACCUUCAUACUCCAUAUUUUGUUUCAAAAUUUUAUAAAAUAUAUUUUUCAUCAAAAUCCAAAUUUUUAGUAACCGCUUUAUAUGAUUUUUAUUGCAUAAUACAUUUCAUUAUAAAGUUUUGUAUAUACAUUCAAAAUUUUGUAGUGGGAUCUUAGGCUAUAAAUAAAUAUCACACAAAAUUGCUGAAAAUUUUUGGUGUAUUUAGUUUAGAUAAAACCGAAAUAUAAUAUAGCUUCGAUAUCUACAUAUUGGAUACAUAAUAAACAUGCGAUUCGAUAUAAAACAAAAGUUUUAUUACCCAUUAAUAUUUUUUAUAUAAUAGCAUAGAAUCCUACUGUUGAUAUCUGUGGGUAUUAAUUUUUAUUUUCCAUUUCUGUUAUAAAUAUUUCAAAAUAUGAUGCUUACCAUUCAUUGUUAUGCUGAAAAGCCUUGUUUUUAAGCUUGUUUUCAUUCAUUUAAAAAUAUAAAGGCAUAGAAUACGAACUAGGGUAUAGCAAUGAAAUCCACCACCAAAAAUUAAUUAUGCUGUAAGUAGUUAUGAUAAUGGCGGGCAAUUCUUAUCGCUAGGCAACUCAGCUGCAUUUCAUUAGGUACAUUUUCGCCCGAAACAUUCAAAUAACAGCAGUGGGGUACAUAUUUUUUUAAUGGGUAUAAAAUAAAUAGUAAUUUUGCCUACUCUAUCGAUAUACACUGGUGAGGUGAGGUUAGUUAGUCCCUGGUGAUAAAUUCCAAGGAAUUAGGCAACCAUAGUGUUUUUCAGGAGGAACCACGUAAAGUUCAAUAUGAUAAGAUAUAUUGUAACAAUGGAACUGUUAGACCUCAUUACUAACAGUAAACUUCCCCCCCCCCCCCCGCUGGGGGUAGGUAUUAAGUUAUAAGAAGAAGUUAAAAUAUUAAGAAGAAUAAGUCUAUAUUUAAUUGUUAUUAUAUUGUAUUGUAUUUAAUGUUUGUUAAUGCAAUAUGCUGUUAGUGUUUCUAUAAAUAAAUAUUAUUAUAAGUCCAGCAGUGGAUAGAUAAUGGCUGAUUUGAUGAUAAUAAUACUUAAGUGGCAAAUAAAUAAAGUGGUUGUCUGGAAAAGAUUAUUUAGCAAUAAGAUUACCUUAUUCUAAAAUCGUCCAGCAAUUUAUAUAAUAUUGGUACAAUAAACUGUGAAUAUAAUAAUUGAAUAAAUAAAGUUAAAUUUAUUAAAUUAAAUGUUUGUUAUAUAUGUUAUAAUGCAAUAAGCUGUUGGUGUUCCUUUAAAUAAAUAAAUAAAUGCGUUUUAUUUCAUAA